Durusdinium trenchii is the source of this 1302-nucleotide messenger RNA. The record is from the annotation of a GenBank genome assembly. Lineage: Eukaryota; Dinophyceae; Suessiales; Symbiodiniaceae.
AUGGGCCGUUCUCGUGGAACAGUUGAGCGACGUUUAGAAGAAGCUGAAGUUGAUGAAGUUGUGGCCAACUUGCAGCAUGGCAUGACGGACCUCCUCCGAGGGUGCAUUAAGGCGGACCCGUCGCAGCUUUUUGGAGAGUGGGCUUCAAAGAGCAAUCGUCUCAGCAAGGAGAACAUUCAAGAGUAUCUAUGGGCCUUGCAGCCGAUUGCGCGGCAAUCGCCAUCCCAGCCGGUCCACGCAGAUUCAUUGUUUGAGGUUCUGAAUCGGCUCAUCCCGGACCAGGCAGAGGGGCGGAUCUGGCUUUUGGUGUAUGACCUCAAAAGCAUCAUGCAGCAACUUGGCCACAUUGUCUUUUUGGAGUGCGUUUUUGGCAAUGGAACGUUGCAGGUCUCUUUUACUGGACGGCUGACACGCAAACCCAGGCACGCUCGGAAAGUGUGGCGGAAAGCUCGAGCUCCGGGAGAGUGGCCGAUGUGGGUCCGCUCCAGCCCGGGCACGUUGGAAUUGUUCAUGACCUAUGCGUCCUGCGCCCAGGAAUUCGAGGUGGAGACAGAUGAAAAAGAUCUCGAGGACAGCCAGGCAGCAGACACCAAUCAGGAGUCUUCAUUGGCUGUGAAUUUGUUGGAGCCAGACCUCCGAGCACCAAUGCAGUUGCAAAGGCAGCGCUUACCCCAGAACCUUCCUCACUCAAGGAGAAGUGUUUGGGCGCUUUUAAGACAAAAGAAAUUGAAGAAGGACUUGAAGCCCCAGUCCAAAGUGGCUGCCAAGAAGGACUCUGGCACCAAAAAGGAAAUCUAUGGCCUGACGCGGCUGCAGCUUCCGUGGCAGCUCGUGGAGCUUGUGAUUCACGCUUAUCUGAUCAGACGCAUUUGUGUGCCCGAGUUUGACUUCCCUCCAGAUCUGGGAUGCAUUGAGUUUUUCUCAGGCGGCUGGGGGAGCUCUCAAGUGGCCAAGGCUUUUGAAGAGUUGGGAUGCAGGGCUCUAGCCUUCGACAUUCUUCGCGCCUUGAUUUUUGGAUUGUCAGCUCUUCUAGCUAUGCUGGCUUGGGCGCGUGGCUGCUGUUUUGUUUUGGAACAGCCGCUGCGGAGCAUAAUGACAGCCCUACCAUCGUGGCAGGGUGUCAUUGGAUUCUUUGAAGAAGCCGGCCAUCCCCUGAAAAUGAACAGCUUGAACAUGGCGGCCUUCAGAGCUGGCAUUGUGGCCUACAGUGGCCUCACGCAUUUUGAUUUUGCAGAGGGAAGUGUUUCAAACGCUUUGAAUGAACUUCAGCAGCUGUGGCUGAAAAAGCCUAUGGCGGUGUAA